UGUCAGGGAAAGGGAAAUGAAGGGGUAAGCAAGAUUGUGCCUGCAAAACACGCUCUCUCAGAGUACAGCUGACAUUAAGAGAAGGCAGGCAUGGUUGCAGACGGACAGGAGGACGAAACAAGGAGCGGGUGAAGGAAAACAAGCCAUCAGCAGUCAUCCUGGGCCUCUUCAUCUCUUCCCAUCUAUACACGGAAACCACUGGAUAAUUUAUAAGCCUCUCCCUCUCACUGAGUGAAUGUGUGUUUGUGUGUGAGAGAGAGGGAGGAUUUUGCUGAGUUCACCACCACCAUGCUGUGUCUUGCUGCUGUCAGUGCAGCUGCUGGAGCUGUCUGGCUGCUGGCAAUGCUGGGCCCGGGCCUGUCUCUUCCAGCUGAGCCCAACUCAGAGCCAGACUUCACCCUCUGCGGUCAUUGUUUCUACAGACAGACGCCUCCUCGGGGACCCUCCGCAGGGCCGCCGCUGCACCCACACUGCCACAAACUGCCCGGGGGACAGACGUUUGCCACUAUGUCCAGGCCGACCUGUGACACAGCUGUCUACUCUGCUUUCCAUCUCAACCAUGGGUGGACAGAGCGGGAGGGAGAGGAGGGGGAAGGUCUCAUGGGAGAGGAGGAAGGAGACGGCAUCAAGGUGGCCGUCCCAGCCCUUCUCAGAGGAGACAGAGAUCCAUCUCAUCCCGUCUCAUCCUCUGGCUCCCCUCUUCAACAGUGGGACUCAACAGUCGCAGCACUGGUCCAGUCAAGCAUCAUUCCCCAGUGCAGCUCUGUGGCAGGAGAUAUCUACGUCCUGACGGGGGCUGGAGGACUCAGGGCAGCCGAGGAUGGAGACCAUAAGUGUCAGGCAAGACCACUGUGGUCAGCAGUGUGCUGUGCUCUUCCAGAAGGAAAAGGUGGUUUCAGUGUGGGGUUAAUCCACGAGUCAGAGAAGGAGGAGAGCCAAGUGAGCUUGAAGGAGCUGGAGCAGAUGCUCGGGAUGGAAGAGCUGUUCUUUGGAGGCUGUGGAGGAGGUGAAGGGGUUACAUUUGAUGCCAGUGUGGGUCUUCGCACUGAUGGGCUCACUGGAAAUACUGACAAAAACGAAGCAGAUGCUGCAGACUUGGAUUCAGAAAAUACUGGCUCAGAUGCAAAUGAAGAUGUAUCAGAGAGAAAAGAGGCAUCAGCAGCUGAUGAACAGGCAGGUGCUGCUGACACCAAGUCAGAGAACGCUGAUGUUGAGCUCAGUCAACAAACCACCACAGAUGCAAUAACUUCAAUGAGAAGCAGUUCUAAAAAUCAUGAUGACCAUGAAACUUUCAGUAACUAUAGAACUGUUAUGGAAGAGGAGAUCGACUCAAAUUCCACCAGCGCUCUGGUCUACAUCCUGUCCACCAGCGUGUCCAUACUUAAAGUUCCUCUGCGCCCUGUAUUCUCUACCAUCACUGAGCUACCCGGACAGGUGUUAUACAUUCUUCAAGAAGAUUUUGGAGUUCUCUCUGCCCUUCCUGGGGACACCGUCACCCUGUUCCACCUCAUUAUCUCUGACACCUUCUCCUGGACGGGCUCAGCCGCAGAAAUGCUGCUGGGUAUCGGGGAGACCUCCGUCUCCAGUGUUCACUACUGCACUUCCUCAAUGUUGGGGGCCCUGCUGAGCAACUGUCAGACUGGGGUCACAGGCAUUCACACCCUGGCUGGAGACUCCGUAGGGAUAUUCUGUGAUGCGCUAGAUAAUGCUUGGUCUGUGACUAAGUUCUUUGGAGGGCGGCUGUGGGAGCAGAGUGAGGGUUAUGUGGGAACAGUGAUGUCAGAGAUUGGGAGUCAAGCACAAUCUGUAGGUGGGGGGUUUGGGAGGCUGGCGUGGAGAAGUGGAAAAGGAAUGGGCAAUGUGUUCAGGAUGGCAGGAAGUUUAAUAAUGGGGAUGAUAGAAACGGUCUUUGGUGGGGUAAGAGAACGCUUUGGGCUAGAGUCAGAAUGAAGGAUAAAAGAAAAAGAGAAAGCCAUAAACUUUAUUUGUUCAUUUUGAUGGUAAUGUUUCUUCACCACACUGGAGUUUUAAAAACAUUUAUUUAAAAAAAAUAAGAUGAUAUUAUUUGAUAUGCCUCAGUUAUUAAAGAAGGAUUUCUAGGUUAUGUUUUUUUUUUCUCUUUUAACCCAAAUGUAUUAAAUUCCAGAUAUCGUACACUGUAGUUCCUAAAGUUUACUGUGGGAAGCUGUCAUCCUGAACAAUCUGCUGUACCUGAAAGCUAUUGAAAAGAAUUAAUGAUAACACUGUGCACAAUAUGCUUUUGGAUGCAAAUGCUCAAGAUACUUUGCAUGGAAAUUGCUACAUGUGUAUAUUUGAAUAAAAAAAGAAU
Molecule: messenger RNA, 2329 nt
Organism: Cololabis saira (Pacific saury)
Lineage: Eukaryota; Metazoa; Chordata; Actinopteri; Beloniformes; Belonidae
Exons: 3
Coding region: 289-1950 (553 amino acids)
Source: RefSeq, a predicted model, not a curated record